Molecule: messenger RNA, 1449 nt
Organism: Vicia villosa (hairy vetch)
Lineage: Eukaryota; Viridiplantae; Streptophyta; Magnoliopsida; Fabales; Fabaceae
Exons: 4
Coding region: 63-1070 (335 amino acids)
Source: RefSeq, a predicted model, not a curated record
ACAUAAGAAAAAAAAAGUAGCAGAAGAAAACAACAGCAGUUGACUGACUGAGUGAGUGAGCUAUGAGCAUGAAGAUAAAAAUGGAGGACCAACAAAACCUAGCCCUAAUCCCCCCAACAGCAACCCUAGAAAUCGACAAAGACCUCACUCUCCUACCACGCAUCAAACUCAACCUCACCGUACACCCUUCCACCCCAUCCUCCAUAACAACCCAAAUCGACGAAUGGAAAACCAAACAAUCCCUUCUCGAUUUCCUCCAAACCUCCCACUCUCUCCCCUUCUCUCUCCCGGAGGAACAUCUCCAAUUCAAACGCUUCACCAAAGACCUCAAGAAGCGCAAACGCGAAGACCCUGUCGUUUACGGCACGCUCCACAUCUGGGACCUGUCGUUUUUGAGCGAGAAAACUGAAAACGACGUUGUGAAGUGGAGGAACGGGUUUGUUGAGAAAUUGAACGGGGUUGAGAUGAAUCUGCAAGGGGUUAGGUUUAGGCUUGAGGUUGGUGUUCCGGAGGGUGAUGAUUUUGAGGGGAUGAAGAAGAGUUGGGAAGAGUUUUAUGCUUUUCGGAAUGGGAAUAGGAGUUUGAGAAGUGAACCGGAUACGGUUGUGAUUACUGGUGUGCCGUCGCGGUGGUUUGCGGAGACUAGGGUUUCUUCUAAACCGUCUAUGCUUGUUACUCAUACCAUUUUUUCCAAGUUUGGGAAGAUAAGGAAUCUUAAUGUUGCCGAGGACGAUUCAGGUAAGGAUGCAAAUGAUGACAGCGGGGACCUAGUUUCGGGGCUUUACUGCAAGAUUGUAGUUCAGUUUGAGAAAUAUAGAGACUUCCAUGAUGCAUUAAGAGUUCUCAGUGGUCGUUCUUUGCAAAAGCAAGGAUCAAGAUUAAAGGCUGAUUAUGUGGUUACUUGGGACAAAGAUGAAUUUUUUCGUAAUUCAAGGAAUCAAAUUCAAGAGAGAAACAACGCAAUAUCCACAGCUGCAUCCGAUCAUUAUAGAAGUGAAGCUCCCCGGCGCCAGGUCUACAACUCUCGCCACAGUCCAGAUAAAGCGCGCUCGAGAAGAUUCAGGGAAUAAGGAUUGAACUUUUUGUUUUAUUGUUGGAUACAAACUCAACAUCGCUGUUAUGGACUGAACUCAAAUUUAGACUCAGAAAAUGUUCGCCAACUCGGACCUUCGGGGUUCUACUCAAGCUCAUGAGGUUGAAUAGUGGGGUUAUUUUCAGAUAUCACCUGUAAUAACAUUUACAAUCUCAUUUUUCCAAUUUAAGAAGCGAAUUAGCCCUUGUUCGGGUUAUCUGCUCCAAAACGAAAAAUCGGUUUCCCACAUUACUUGGCUAAAUUGAUUUAUUACCAUUGGGCUGUGCUGUAAAAUGACAGGGUGAGAACUGAGAAGUAUAUGCAUGUAUGAUUACAUCCCAAUGAUAAGGUUGGAUCUGAGAAAUUAAUGAGUUUCA